CAAUGAUUCUACCAUUCACAAUAUUUCAUAUCAUUGUUUUAAUAAUAUCUCCUCCACUAGCCUCAGGUUGUAAUUCAACAUGUGGAAGUUUGUAUAUUCCUUUCCCAUUCGGAAUGGAUGAACCUCAUUGCUAUGCACACAAAUGGUUUGAAAUAGAAUGCAAAUUAGGCAGAAAUUCUUCUGAUAUUCCUAAACCUUACUUGAAGUCGUUAAAUCUUGAAGUAAGAGAUUUUGAUGCAAACUCGAGCUUGGUUACGAUUAUGAGCCCAAUUUACCAUUCCAAUUGUAAAAAUAACAAAAACAGUAGCAACAGUAAUAAAAUUGUUACUCUUAGAGACAGUCCUUUCGUAUAUUCACAGAAUGAAAACACAUUUCUAGCUGUGGGAUGUAACAAUCUUGCUUUUCUUCAGUCAAACGGGACAACCGUUGGUGGUUGUGUAUCAAUUUGCGACGACGACAACAGUAACAAUUUCAAUUUAGGUAACUACGAUUGUAAUGGAAAGUAUUGCUGUAAGACUUCUUUGCCUUCACAUCUUUCAGAGUUUAAUGCAACAGUAAGAGGUUUAGGCGAACUGAGUAGUGGUGGGUGUGGUUAUGCUUUGAUUGCAAGGACUUAUUGGAUAAUAUUCGGUAGUUCGGAUAACAGCGCAUAUGAGAUUGAGAAAUUGAAUGAAUUGAAGAAUAUGGAAUAUGUUCCUGCACUUCUUGAGUGGGAGAUUUUGAAUGAUAUGUUAAUUAAUUCCACAUUUCAACUACCUCCAGAUUUUUAUGACUCCAACGUUACUUCUUUAAGUAGUAAAAACACUGGUAGGCAAUGUCGAUGCUCCGAGGGUUACUACGGCAAUUCCUACCUUCCUGGAGGUUGCACAGAAAAUCAAAGAUUUUCAUAUAAGAAUAAUCGGGUGAAGAAGUGGGCUAUUAAUGUAGGAAUUUCAUCAAGUCUCGGAUCCAUCGGUUUGCUCAUUGGUCUAUGGUUUUUGUACAAAUCUAUAAAACGAAGAAUGGUAAAGAAACGCAGAGAAAACUUCUUCAAAAGAAACGGUGGUUUGUUGUUACAAAAAAGAAUGUCUUCAGGAGAAGUAAAUGUUGAUAGAACUACUCUCUUCACCUUAAAGGAUUUAAAAAAAGCCACCGACAAUUUCAAUAAGAACAGAGUUCUUGGAAAGGGUGGCCAAGGUACAGUUUACAAGGGCAUGUUGGUGGAUGGUAAAAUUGUUGCAGUGAAAAAAUUUAAGGUUGAAGGAAAGGUUGAAGAGUUCAUCAAUGAGUUUGUGAUUCUUUCACAAAUCAACAAUAGAAAUAUUGUCAAACUAUUGGGAUGUUGUUUGGAGACAGAAAUUCCGUUGCUUGUUUAUGAAUUCAUUCCCAAUGGUAACCUUUUUGAAUAUCUGCAUGACCAAAAUGAGGACAUUCCAAUGACAUGGGACAUGCGUUUGAGAAUUGCCUGCGAAAUUGCUGGAGCUUUAUUUUAUUUGCACUCAGUUGCAUCUCAGCCAAUUUAUCAUAGAGACAUCAAAUCAACAAAUAUACUAUUGGAUGAAAAGUAUAGGGCAAAGGUAGCAGAUUUUGGAGCAUCAAGAAUAAUUUUAAUUGAAGAUACUCAUCUUACCACAAUGGUUCAAGGUACUUUUGGAUACAUAGACCCUGAAUAUUUUUACACUAGCCAAUUUACCGAGAAAAGUGAUGUUUAUAGCUUUGGAGUAGUCCUUGCUGAACUUUUAACUGGUAAAAAGCCAAUAUCUUCUACAACAACAUCCGAGGAUUCACAAAAUUUAUCUUCCUAUUUUGUUCAGUGUAUAGAGGAGAAUAUGUUGUUUGACAUUAUUGACAAAAGGACCAUAGAAGGAGGGGAGAAAGAACAUAUCAUUGCAGUUGCAAAUCUUGCAUAUAGAUGCUUAGAAAUAAAUGGAAGAAAACGACCAACUAUGAAAGAAGUCACAUUAGAAUUGGAAGGGAUCAGUGGAUUCAAUAACAAGUUUAAUGCACAACAAAAUGACGAGGAAAUUGAGUUUUAUGGAAUUGAACAAUAUCAACCUUGGGAUGGGUUUUCUGCAUCAAAUUCAUUAUCAAUUAUGAGCAACCAAACACACUCCACAGACUCGAAGCUUAUGCACAUUCGUGCAAUAGAAUAGUUUUUUUUAUUUUUUUUUUAGAAUAGUUGAUUUGCUUAAUUUCUUUUCUUUGGUAUUAAUUAUUGUAUCAUUUUAUUACAAAUAAGAGUUUGCUUAGAAUUUGAAAAUCA
Vicia villosa (hairy vetch) is the source of this 2242-nucleotide messenger RNA. RefSeq names its product wall-associated receptor kinase-like 8. NCBI's taxonomy places the organism in Eukaryota, Viridiplantae, Streptophyta, Magnoliopsida, Fabales, Fabaceae. Gene Ontology annotation, biological process: cell surface receptor signaling pathway; protein phosphorylation. Gene Ontology annotation, molecular function: protein serine/threonine kinase activity; polysaccharide binding; ATP binding. The record is from RefSeq and is a predicted model, not a curated record. The transcript has 3 exons. Bases 3 to 2132 code for a protein of 709 amino acids. Gene Ontology annotation, cellular component: plasma membrane.